GGGGCGGAGUCUGCGCUCCGAUUCGGGCUGCGGCUGCGGCUGCUGCACUUCUGUCUUCUGGGGGAAGGAGGCUGAGGCCUGGGCAAAGGCCCGAGCCGCUGCUCGCCGGAGCCUCCUGGAGCCCCCGCGCAGGCUCAGCCUGGGGGCGGGCUCGGGCCCGGCCCGCCGCCGCACCCAGGACCGAGGCUGCAUGCCCGAGGACCAGGCCGGCACAGCCAUGGAGGAGGCAUCUCCCUAUUCCUUACUUGAUAUCUGCUUGAAUUUCCUGACUACUCACCUUGAGAAGUUCUGUUCAGCAAGACAAGAUGGAACACUGUGUCUGCAGGAACCUGGAGUAUUCCCACAGGAGGUGGCUGAUCGACUGCUUCAGACCAUGGCUUUUCAUGGUCUACUAAAUGAUGGAACUGUGGGUAUUUUUAGGGGCAACCAGAUGCGCUUAAAGCGUGCUUGCAUUCGCAAAGCAAAAAUCUCUGCUGUUGCUUUCCGGAAAGCCUUCUGCCACCACAAGUUAGUGGAACUUGAUGCCACAGGUGUGAAUGCUGACAUCACGAUUACAGACAUUAUUAGUGGGCUUGGCAGUAACAAAUGGAUCCAGCAAAAUCUCCAGUGCCUAGUGCUGAACUCAUUAACUCUCUCCCUCGAGGAUCCUUAUGAGCGGUGCUUCAGCAGGCUUUCUGGCCUUAGAGCUUUAAGCAUCACCAAUGUUCUCUUUUACAAUGAAGACCUGGCUGAAGUUGCCUCUUUGCCAAGAUUAGAGAGCCUCGAUAUUUCUAACACCUCAAUCACAGACAUCACUGCUCUGCUGGCCUGCAAAGAUCGACUCAAGUCUCUAACCAUGCACCACUUGAAAUGUUUAAAAAUGACAACUACUCAAAUACUGGACGUUGUUCGGGAACUAAAAUAUCUGAAUCAUCUUGAUAUCUCAGAUGAUAAACAGUUUACAUCAGACAUAGCUCUUCGCUUAUUAGAACAAAAGGACAUCCUACCCAAUCUUGUCUCCUUGGAUGUUUCUGGGAGAAAGCAUGUGACAGAUAAAGCUGUUGAAGCCUUUAUACAACAACGGCCCAGCAUGCAAUUUGUAGGUUUGCUGGCUACUGAUGCUGGUUACUCUGAAUUCCUCACAGGCGAAGGAUAUUUGAAGGUGUCUGGAGAAGCCAAUGAAACUCAGAUUGCAGAAGCAUUGAAGCGGUACAGUGAACGGGCAUUCUUUGUCCGGGAAGCUCUAUUUCAUCUUUUUAGCCUGACUCAUGUGAUGGAAAAAACAAAACCAGAAAUUUUAAAGCUCGUGGUUACUGGGAUGAGAAACCACCCUAUGAAUUUGCCAGUGCAACUGGCUGCGAGCGCCUGUGUAUUUAACUUAACCAAGCAGGAUCUUGCUGCAGGAAUGCCUGUUCGACUCCUGGCUGAUGUGACCCAUUUGCUGCUCAAAGCCAUGGAACAUUUUCCCAAUCACCAGCAGUUACAGAAGAAUUGCCUCCUUUCACUGUGCAGUGACCGGAUCCUUCAAGAUGUUCCAUUUAACAGGUUUGAAGCAGCCAAGCUUGUCAUGCAGUGGCUCUGCAACCAUGAGGAUCAAAACAUGCAAAGGAUGGCAGUUGCUAUCAUUUCUAUCCUGGCUGCCAAGCUUUCUACAGAACAAACUGCACAGCUUGGUGCUGAGCUCUUCAUUGUCAGGCAACUUCUUCAAAUUGUGAAGCAGAAAACCAAUCAAAAUUCAGUGGACACUACAUUGAAGUUUACUUUGAGUGCACUUUGGAAUCUCACAGAUGAAUCUCCAACCACUUGCAGACACUUUAUUGAAAACCAAGGGUUAGAACUCUUCAUGAGGGUUCUAGAGUCUUUUCCAACUGAGUCAUCUAUUCAACAGAAAGUUCUAGGACUUUUGAACAAUAUAGCUGAAGUACAAGAAUUACAUUCUGAAUUAAUGUGGAAGGAUUUUAUAGACCACAUCAGUAGUCUCCUGCACAGUGUUGAAGUAGAAGUCAGUUACUUUGCAGCUGGAAUUAUUGCCCAUUUAAUAUCCAGAGGUGAACAAGCUUGGACAUUGAGCCGUAGCCAGAGGAAUUCUCUUUUGGAUGAUUUGCAUUCAGCUAUUUUGAAAUGGCCAACUCCAGAGUGUGAGAUGGUAGCAUACAGGUCUUUUAAUCCGUUUUUCCCAUUACUUGGCUGUUUCACAACGCCAGGAGUCCAGCUAUGGGCAGUUUGGGCCAUGCAACAUGUCUGCAGCAAGAAUCCUUCAAGGUAUUGCAGCAUGCUGAUUGAAGAAGGAGGAUUGCAGCAUUUAUACAACAUCAAAGAACAUGAACAGACUGAUCCCCAUGUUCAACAGAUUGCUGUGGCCAUUCUGGACAGCUUAGAAAAACACAUUGUACGCCAUGGGAGGCCACCUCCCUGUAAAAAGCAGCCCCAAGCCAGACUAAAUUGAUAGCCAUAGGUAAUUGGAUAAUUGAAUCACAGGAAUCCUUUUUGUGAUUGGUCCAUUUGGAAUAUCUUACCCUUUGUGAUUUUUUGAAGGUAUCUAUGACAAAACUCAUAAGAUCAGUUUGGAAUUGAUAAUGUAUAGUAUUGCCCAUGUGAACAGUCUCUAAUUUGUCUUGUGAUUUUUAACUUAUGAGGCAAGAAGGGUCUGUUCCUUCAUCAUUGCCUUUUAGGAAAUUUUCCACAUCUUUCAGUGUUUGAACUUACCUGUGCUUGAGAUUCUACAAUUUUAUGAUAAAGUUUGCACGAAUCCUUAGGCCAGACUUUUCUGAUCUCAAAGUCCCUUCCGAUAAGUUUGCAGCUUCAGAUAAAUUGUUAAUCUGAUUUCUGGCACUGCUUCAGUUGUAAAUUUUAUACUGCUUCUGUAUAAAAUGCCUUUAUUCUCUGUGUAUCCUUUAUAAGAUGUCCUUCUUAUUGUGAAAGAAUGGAAAUCUGGGCUACUUACUGGUAGGAACCUGGAUGGCUGGCAGAAAAAAUAUAUUAGAAAGAAAAUCUAUUAAAGGAGAACAGAGUUUAGGAACUGGGAAUUGCUUUCAUGGUAUAGUUUUUAAAGUGGGGUUUAGGAACUGGGAAUUGUGUUCAUGGUAUAGUUUUUAAGGUGGGACAGGCUAUUCCCCUGGAGCCCACCUUUCUUGAAGCAGUGAGCAGAAGCUUGUUCUCCAUAUUUAUGCCUGGAAGCACGAACUGCUAUUUCCUGCACAGACUACUGGUUAUUCUCUAGAAAUAUUUCCUGAAGCAUCACAGUGUAAAAUAUUACAGCAUUCUGUGUUAAAGACUAACUGUCCAAAUCUCUAUAUGUUAUAUUAUUGUGAAAAUGUGAAUUUUUAGAAUUGUCACCAAUUAAAACUGACCAUUCUUUUCCCUCUAUUUCAAAGUCAUUUUGUUCAGUGAAAUAAAGACUACACAUGGUGUUAACCUGGUCAGUUAAAAUACAAUUGACAACAGUAAAUUUUGACACAAAAAGUUAAGUUUUCUUUUGUUAAAAUACAAGGGGCUGGCUGGUUGCUCAGCAUGGCGCUGAUAACACCAAGAUCUAGGGUUUGAUCCUUGUACCGGCCAGCUGCACCCCCCAAAAUACAUGUAUCUUCUUAAUGUGUUCAUGUUGGAGAAAGAUGUCCACAUCUCACUGCCAAAAAUGAAAGGGAAGAAUUAGACUAUUGUUAUAUGUUUAAAGGUAACAAUUCUAGUUGUCGAGCAUAAAAGGAAAUAUUUAUGGGCCGAGCCCGUGGCGCACUCGGUAGGGUGCUGCGCUGGGAGCGCGGCGACGCUCCCGCCGCGGGUUCGGAUCCUAUAUAGGAAUGACCAGUGCACUCCCUGGCUGAGUGCCGGUCAUGAAUAAGACAAAAAAAAAAAAAAAAAAAAGGAAAUAUUUAUGAUGGACUAUUUUUUAGGCACUUGCUUUUCUUUUAAGAUAUCUGAUACAGUAUAGUAAAGAAUCAGUUAUUAUAUCAAUAAUAGCAUUUGAGAAGCAGCAAGUCACCAAGAAACUUAAUUUCCAUUUAAAAUUUAUUUUGUGAAUAAGGUUAAUCUGCAGUCUCAGAUGACUACAUUUUUUCAUAGAUGGCCAAAGUGUUUUCAACAGAGAUUUUAAAUGGGAUAUUUAAAUUAUAGGGAUUAUUCAGAAGCGUUUUAACUUAGAAAGGAGCUGGUUUAUUAGUUUGCUGAUAACAUUUUUGACACACUUGUUUCAUACCACUACCACAGUAAUCAGACUUGAAUUUUUGGAGUUCAUGGGGAUGAAAACUGAGUUAAAGAAAAUAGGUAUUUAGAAGCAUUAAUAAAUAUUAAAUUAUGGGUUAAUUCUGACAAUUGGUUUAAGGAAUUUUUGUAGGUGUAAAAUAAAUUUUCACAGAUUGUUUAUUUAAGAGGAAAUGGAAAAUUCUUUUGAAGUGUUUUUGUUGUUGUUUUGCCUUUUUCUGAAUUUUAAUGUCUAAGGUAAAAUUCAGAAAAUAGGAUGGCCUAUAGGAGCUUGGAAGUUGACCUUUGGAAUAGCUAUGUCGACCAUUUCCAGGUCUCCUAUCUAGUGUAGUUUGGGGAAAGCCCAUUUGAGAAUUUGGCUUUAAGUUUCUAUUUUAUACCAUUCAAGACAGAACUGCAUGUUCUUUAUAGGCUACUAGGUUUUUUCCUUUACACCAUAUUUUCAGAAAUGGCUAAAAAUGUACAGAAAACAGUAAACCCUUUCUUUACUCACAAUAAUUUUUUGGUAGAUGAAGACUUAAAAUUUUUUUAAAUUAAAUUUAAAUUUACUACUCAGCAUUGGUAGUGGCCAGAUACAUCUGAGUAUUAAAAGCUGAAUAAUUCAUCACAUCCCAAAUAUAUAAAAACUUUAGUGCCUUUGUGGUUUGGAUGGUUCAUAAAAUUGUGUAUAUAAUUAAGGCACACAAUUGUCUGUAAGGUCUUGAAUUUGGCUAAAAUAUAGUAGAUGUAUAUAUUGAAAUUAUGAGACAUAACUGGCCAGUCUCUAGUUAGAAUCUAUGAGGCCUCCCUUUUGCAACUGUAAACUAGAAUAUAACAGUACUUGGUGCCUUCAAAGGUUACCUUUCAGUGACCUUAGAGGUGCUAUUUCAAGCACAAUUUAGACUAGGGUUGAAGAACUCAUUGCUGAAAUUGUUGGUGUGCUCAGAUAUUAUAAAACAUCACUAGAUCACUCCAUAAGCAACAGCACGAUUUGGCUCUACUAAAGGAAAUGGAAUUAGACAUUUUAGAGUAUAAUGAUACAUGCUGGUAUCAUUGAGCAAAACAAGAACAAAUUAGAGCAAUUAUAAUUAAGGCCUCUUAAUUUUUACAUCAAGAAAAUUUUGCUGUGGUCUUUGUACUCUAAAAAAAAUUUUUUUUUUCUUUCUGCAGUCGAAAAGAAACAUAAAUCAAGUAAUAAUAGUUUAGUUUACCCUCUGACCAAUGACUCAGUGGCUACUGGUCUUAGUUGAGAAUUUUUAAAAAGCAUAUCAACCCACAAUUCUAGGAAUUGACCAUAAAUAUUGCUGCACCUCACCCCUGGACAGGAAUGCCAUUUAGUGAUACUAGUCAACUUAGGUGGAUUAGCCAGGGUGAAGAUGAAUAAGGCUGCUAGGGAGUUUGCUUUCAUGAUAUCUUUUAUUUGUAAACUUCCAAAGAAUCAAAAAUUCAUGUUUAGAAACCACCAGUUCUAUUUCUCCAGCUUUAGGAAGUUGCUCUUAUAAAUGAGACCUUUUGUGUUGGCCUGUUUUCUCCUCAGUCACUUUAAUUUGGCUAUGUUUUUAAUUAUGCCAUGUAGCAAGAUAGCAUUGGGCCACCUUCCAUCCAUUUUGAGUACAUGUUAAUGAAAACAUUUUAUGUGCUAAAUUAGAUUAAUGAAUCACAGAUUUGGCUUAGUGUUUUAUUUAUAUAUUUAUUUUUGGAGGGUGACUGGUAGGGGGACCUGUGACCUGUGACCUUGAGUUUUACAAGAUUGCUCUCUAACCCACUGAACUAACUGGCCAGCCCUGACUGAAACGCUUUAAAAUGCAUGCAACAAUAUGCAGCAGUACCCAAAGAAGUAGUGGGAGGGCUGGGUGGUUAGCUCAGUUGGUUAGAGUGUGAUGUUACAACACCAAGGUAAAGAGUUCAGAUCCUGAUACCAGUCGCCAAUAAAAAAUUAAAAGAGGUAGCAGGGAAAAUAAACUUACUGUUUUGUAUAUGGUGAAAUCCACCCCUCUCCUACCCGCUAAUGGUAUGUUUACAUUAUUUGGCUACUGUACAUCUUUUAUUGUGGUUUAAACAGUAUUAAACUGAAGGCAUAAGUUAAAGGCAGUGUUAUACAGUCAGCUGAUGAGGGCUCUUCCAGUUUUAUCUGUAUAUUACUUAUUUGGGGACUGUACUGAAAGGGCUUCUGAAUAGUGCUCUGAGACAAUUGCCAGAGAGGUCUGCAAACUUUUGGUUUCCCUCUGAAAUCCUCUGUAGCAGUUUCAAAUGAUUUUGUGGGUACUGGAUAUUUAAUCUUUACCAUUUGCCAUGUGUUGACACAUUUUUAAUUUUCAGUGUUAACUCAUGAACUGCUUUUUUAAGGAAUUAUAUACAAAACCAACCUUUUUCAAAUGAUGAGAAUAGCAGUGUGAUAGGAAAAUUUGCUGAUUGUAUAUUAAAUGAGUAAUUGCUUUACCUUAUUUAGUAUUUCAUAGACUUUGCGUGACAUGGUACACUCCUAAUUAUGCAUUGUUUGGUUUCCAAAUCUUAAUGUAAGACACUGUAUGUUAACAGACUGGUAGCCUAAGAAAGAGCUUUCUCUGCCUAUUCCCUCCACCCUUUUUGGGGGGUAAAUUAUGCAAAGAUCAAUGCUGUUUUUCAUUACUCUGAAUGACAUAAAGUUCUUUUGGGCAGCACAGCCUUACUCUAUAGCUGGACAGAAUGGCUAUUAAGAAUAUUUCAGGACUGGCCAGUUGGCUCAAUUGGUUAGAGCGCAGCCUUCUAACACCAAGGUCUAAGGGUAACGGCCAGCUACCAAAAAAAAAAAAAAAAAGAAUAUUUCAAAAGUCUAAAUUUAUCAAAAUUAUUUUAUGGGAAAUCUUUAGUCCAUUAAUAGUAUGUGCUUAAUUUUGGAUUUACUUUGGAGAAAACUGUUCAAAUUGGGUUCUUUAAACUUAUUUUAAUCAGCUUAGAAGCAAGAAGGUACUUAGCUAAUGAAAGCUGAGACACUUUCAUAAGCAGGAAAUUCUUGAGAACAUUUUUUUCUUUAGAAAUGGGAGGAUAUUAUAUCAAAAUUUAUUCUCUCAGAUAAGCUGCAAGAAUAAAAGUUUUUAAGUCCUGGGCCGGCCCGUGGCUCACUCGGGAGAGUGUGAUGCUGAUAACACCAAGGCCACGGGUUCGGAUCCUAUAUAGGGAUGGCCGGUUUGCUCACUGGCAGAGCGUGGUGCUGACAACACCAAACCAAGGGUUAAGAUCCCCUUGGGCCAGCCCCGUGGCUCACUCAGGAGAGUGCGGCAUUGGGAGCGCAACUGCACUGCCACAGUGGGUUCGGAUCCUAUAUAGGGAUGGCCGGUGCGCUCACUGGCUGAGCGCGGUGCAGACAACACCAAGCCAAGGGUUGCGAUCCCCUUACCGGUCAUCUUUUUAAAAAAAUAAAUAAAAGUUUUUAAGUCCCUGACUUUUGUAGAAUCUCAACUGUCAAAUUCUCACUGACUUUGUGAGAAAAGCUAUCUUCUGCUUGAAGUCUGAUGGAUGUGUUUAACUCCUUUAGAAGGAUAUGAAAAAUUCAUUGGAAAAUGUAGUGUGUUUAUAUUUCAGAUAAGACUCACUUAUCUGGACUGAAGGCACUGUUCUCACUAUGGCCAGAUGAAUGGGAGUAUUUUGUACAUGGAUCAUGCUAUAUUUUAAAACAGGACAUCACUUAAGUAUUAAUGUUGUGUGUACAGAUUUUUGUUUUGGGAUUUUUUUUUGCCUAAGUAAAUAAAUGUUAUAAAUUUUA
Messenger RNA from Cynocephalus volans (Philippine flying lemur), 7897 nucleotides. It is a transcript of the gene ZYG11B, whose product is annotated as zyg-11 family member B, cell cycle regulator. The transcript has 14 exons. Bases 191 to 2425 code for a protein of 744 amino acids. Gene Ontology annotation, molecular function: protein binding. Lineage: Eukaryota; Metazoa; Chordata; Mammalia; Dermoptera; Cynocephalidae. The record is from RefSeq and is a predicted model, not a curated record. Gene Ontology annotation, cellular component: Cul2-RING ubiquitin ligase complex.